UUCAAGAUAUUCCGUAAAGUACGCUUGAACUGAUAAGACGUAAUUAUUUAAACAGCUAUGAUUAAAAUUAUUUUAAGAUUAUUCAUAAUUUUGUUUAUUUUUAAAAUAACAAAAACUGAACAAGAUCUAACAAACCAAAUAACGGCCUCAAUAUCGGAAGCUUUUCUGGGAGAGCCUCUGGAUAAAUCUUUCAAAAAAGUGGGCAAUAAAGCUUAUCAUUUUGGACAAAGCAAGGUUUCGUGGUAUAAAGGCACACUUAUAUGUCGUUCACUGGGAGGUUAUUUAGCCUCCAUAGAUAGCCAGCAGGAAAUCAGAGAUCUUUCUAAUUAUUUAACCUCAACUUAUGGCACUGAACGCACAUGGUGGCUAUCUGGUUCAGAUCAAGAUUCUGAAGAUGAUUUCUUUUGGUAUUCUACUGGACGUCGUUUAGGCUAUGCCGACUGGGCGCCCAAUCAACCGGACAAUAAAAAUGGUGAUGAAAAUUGUAUUUAUUUGGAAUAUCGCAGACCUAAUUUUCAAAUGUAUGAUGGCAAAUGUGAUCGCAAAAUGUAUUAUAUUUGUGAGAAUAAAUCGAAAACAAUCGUAUUGAAUGUUUAUUAAAAACACGUU
Messenger RNA from Lucilia cuprina (Australian sheep blowfly), 609 nucleotides. Its product is annotated as C-type lectin 37Db-like. The transcript has 3 exons. The coding region runs from base 58 to 600 and encodes 180 amino acids. NCBI's taxonomy places the organism in Eukaryota, Metazoa, Arthropoda, Insecta, Diptera, Calliphoridae. The record is from RefSeq and is a predicted model, not a curated record. Gene Ontology annotation, molecular function: signaling receptor activity.